Messenger RNA from Symphalangus syndactylus (siamang), 8976 nucleotides. RefSeq names its product phosphatidylinositol 3-kinase catalytic subunit type 3 (gene PIK3C3). The record is from RefSeq and is a predicted model, not a curated record. Gene Ontology annotation, molecular function: 1-phosphatidylinositol-3-kinase activity. Lineage: Eukaryota; Metazoa; Chordata; Mammalia; Primates; Hylobatidae. Gene Ontology annotation, biological process: autophagy of peroxisome; endocytosis; autophagosome assembly. Gene Ontology annotation, cellular component: cytoplasm; peroxisome; phosphatidylinositol 3-kinase complex, class III, type II.
CGGAACCGGAAGUUCUCGUGCUGUGGGGCUCGGCUGGUUCAUUUAUGUUGUUUUUCCUGUGCUGAAGUUCCCGCUGUAGGUGGUACCUUUGCAGACGGUGCGAUGGGGGAAGCAGAGAAGUUUCACUACAUCUAUAGUUGUGACCUGGAUAUCAACGUCCAGCUUAAGAUAGGAAGCUUGGAAGGGAAGAGAGAACAAAAGAGUUAUAAAGCUGUCCUAGAAGACCCAAUGUUGAAGUUUUCAGGACUAUACCAAGAGACAUGCUCUGAUCUUUAUGUUACUUGUCAAGUUUUUGCAGAAGGGAAGCCUUUGGCCUUGCCAGUGAGAACAUCCUACAAAGCAUUUAGUACAAGAUGGAACUGGAAUGAAUGGCUGAAACUACCAGUAAAAUACCCUGACCUGCCCAGGAAUGCCCAAGUGGCCCUCACCAUAUGGGAUGUGUAUGGACCCGGAAAAGCAGUGCCUGUAGGAGGAACAACGGUUUCGCUCUUUGGAAAAUACGGCAUGUUUCGCCAAGGGAUGCAUGACUUGAAAGUCUGGCCUAAUGUAGAAGCAGAUGGAUCAGAACCCACAAAAACUCCUGGCAGAACAAGUAGCACUCUCUCAGAAGAUCAGAUGAGCCGCCUUGCCAAGCUCACCAAAGCUCAUCGACAAGGACACAUGGUGAAAGUAGAUUGGCUGGAUAGAUUGACAUUUAGAGAAAUAGAAAUGAUAAAUGAGAGUGAAAAACGAAGUUCUAAUUUCAUGUACCUGAUGGUUGAAUUUCGAUGUGUCAAGUGUGAUGAUAAGGAAUAUGGUAUUGUUUAUUAUGAAAAGGACGGUGAUGAAUCAUCUCCAAUUUUAACAAGUUUUGAAUUAGUGAAAGUUCCUGACCCCCAGAUGUCUAUGGAGAAUUUAGUUGAGAGCAAACACCACAAGCUUGCCCGGAGUUUAAGAAGUGGACCUUCUGACCAUGAUCUCAAACCCAAUGCUGCCACAAGAGAUCAGUUAAAUAUUAUUGUGAGUUAUCCACCAACCAAGCAACUUACAUAUGAAGAACAAGAUCUUGUUUGGAAGUUUAGAUAUUAUCUUACGAAUCAAGAAAAAGCCUUGACAAAAUUCUUGAAAUGUGUAAAUUGGGAUCUACCUCAAGAGGCCAAACAGGCCUUGGAACUUCUGGGAAAAUGGAAGCCGAUGGAUGUAGAGGACUCCUUGGAGCUGUUAUCCUCUCAUUACACCAACCCAACUGUGAGGCGUUACGCUGUUGCCCGGUUGCGACAGGCCGAUGAUGAGGAUUUGUUGAUGUACCUAUUACAAUUGGUCCAGGCUCUCAAAUAUGAAAAUUUUGAUGAUAUAAAGAAUGGAUUGGAACCUACCAAGAAGGAUAGUCAGAGUUCAGUGUCAGAAAAUGUGUCAAAUUCUGGAAUAAAUUCUUCAGAAAUAGAUAGCUCCCAAAUUAUAACCAGCCCCCUUCCUCCAGUCUCUUCACCACCUCCUGCAUCAAAAACAAAAGAAGUUCCAGAUGGCGAAAACCUGGAACAAGAUCUCUGUACCUUCUUGAUAUCGAGAGCCUGCAAAAACUCAACACUGGCUAAUUAUUUAUACUGGUAUGUGAUAGUGGAAUGUGAAGAUCAAGAUACUCAGCAGAGAGAUCCAAAGACCCAUGAGAUGUACUUGAACGUAAUGAGAAGAUUCAGCCAAGCAUUGUUGAAGGGUGAUAAGUCUGUCAGAGUUAUGCGUUCUUUGCUGGCUGCACAACAGACAUUUGUAGAUCGGUUGGUGCAUCUAAUGAAGGCAGUACAACGCGAAAGUGGAAAUCGUAAGAAAAAGAAUGAGAGACUACAGGCGUUGCUUGGAGAUAAUGAAAAGAUGAAUUUGUCAGAUGUGGAACUUAUCCCAUUGCCUUUAGAACCCCAAGUGAAAAUUAGAGGAAUAAUUCCGGAAACAGCUACACUGUUUAAAAGUGCCCUUAUGCCUGCACAGUUGUUUUUUAAGACAGAAGAUGGAGGCAAAUAUCCAGUUAUAUUUAAGCAUGGGGAUGAUUUACGUCAAGAUCAACUUAUUCUUCAAAUCAUUUCACUCAUGGACAAGCUGUUACGGAAAGAAAAUCUGGACUUGAAAUUGACACCUUAUAAGGUGUUAGCCACCAGUACAAAACAUGGCUUCAUGCAGUUUAUCCAGUCAGUUCCUGUGGCUGAAGUUCUUGAUACAGAGGGAAGCAUUCAGAACUUUUUUAGAAAAUAUGCACCAAGUGAGAAUGGGCCAAAUGGGAUUAGUGCUGAGGUCAUGGACACUUACGUUAAAAGCUGUGCUGGAUAUUGCGUGAUCACCUAUAUACUCGGAGUUGGAGACAGGCACCUGGAUAACCUUUUGCUAACAAAAACAGGCAAACUCUUCCACAUAGACUUUGGAUAUAUUUUGGGUCGGGAUCCGAAGCCUCUUCCUCCACCAAUGAAGCUGAAUAAAGAAAUGGUAGAAGGAAUGGGGGGCACACAGAGUGAGCAGUACCAAGAGUUCCGUAAACAGUGUUACACGGCUUUCCUCCACCUGCGAAGGUAUUCUAAUCUGAUUUUGAACUUGUUUUCCUUGAUGGUUGAUGCAAACGUUCCAGAUAUUGCACUUGAACCAGAUAAAACUGUGAAAAAGGUUCAGGAUAAAUUCCGUUUAGACCUGUCGGAUGAAGAGGCUGUGCAUUACAUGCAGAGUCUGAUUGAUGAGAGUGUCCAUGCUCUUUUUGCUGCAGUGGUGGAACAGAUUCACAAGUUUGCCCAGAUACAGCUGCUGAGGAUCACGGGGAUGAAAGGCGUGGACUGGGCUCACACAGCUAAUAUCUCUGGACAUGUCUAGGAUGGCUGAUAAGUUUGGUUACAAAGAUCCCUCCAGGUAGUGGUUGUCUACUGCUGCCAGGCACCAGCUGCAGGCCAUUGUACCAUUCUUCUGAAGUGCCACAGGAAAAUUAUACCAUUAGCAAGACUGGCAUCAGCAAGCAGUUCGCAGUGUUGAUUGUUCUUGGUUUCGCAGGAUUUUAUAGGAGAUGGACCUUCUCCUAAAAGUCUUAUCUUCUAAGUCUCCUAAGUCUUGGAUUUUUCAAGGCCAAAGACUUAAAGGCCAAGUGGACCAUAGGGGAGAUCUAGUUUCCCAUCCAGACAGCCAAGCUCAUGCAUCCCUGGAUUUGGAUGGAUGGUUUCCCAUGGGGCCUUGGACAGAUUGGACCCAGCACUGGCACAGGGUUGACUUGGAGGAAUAAGCUCCUGGAAACCUCGAUUAGUGUUUGGUGUAUGAACAUUAAACAAUACUGAAUCUGGAAACAAUACAUCACACAGCGGGUCCAAGGAAAUAAGCAGAAGGCUGGCAGCAGGCCAGGGCCAGGGGCCAAAUCGCUCCUCAAGGACAAUUCUUCAUGGAGAAAUGACAGCAGGUUUGAGGACAGCAGCAUUUUCAGUCUGCAGUCUGGCAUGAGUUCGCUGCACUUCUUCUCCUGCAGGUGACACGUAUUACAUAUUCAGAGAGGUCACAUUGGAUUUCCAUUCUCCAAGCCUGAGAAUUUCGCUCUUGUUGCCCAGGCUAGAGUGCAAUGGUGCGAUCUCAGCUCACCACAACCACUGCCUCCCGGGAUCAAGUGAUUCUCCUGCCUCAGCCUCCUGAGUAGCUGGGAUUACAGGAAAUACGAAAACAUCCUUGCCAUUUGCUGGAAUGGUGUACUGCUGAAGGCAAUGGACACUGAGGUUGUUUGAGCCUAAUCACAAGGGAGCAAUACCAGAUCUAUUAUCUCAGGUUCAGAGAAGCGUGGUGUCUGACCUUCAGACAGGAUCGAAUGCAGAGUAAAAUAAUUCCAAAUAUGGUCUGGGCAUUGCAUGUAAUACAGAGUAAAAGUUAUCGUAAGACACUCUCGCCAGUUUCUGUCACCUGGUUCCUCAGAUGUUUAGUUCAUUCUAAUUACACAAUCAGCCUUCUGAUUCAAUGAAGACUGAUGAGAUUGCUGACUUGCCACCCUGGAGUUCAGUUGGCAGCAAGUGAGGGAAAAGGUGAACUCUGUAACAAGGUUUAGAAGCCCUUCUUUUCUUAACUCCUUAUAAAACAGAGAAGAUGAGGAAGGAGAAAGGCACUGUCGUCAAGCUCUUAGCCAAGGAAUCACACAUACACACACGUGUGUGUGUGUGUGUGUGUGUAUUUCAACUCAAUGUACAAGGACUUCUCAGCCCAUAGCUCCUUUGAGCACAUUGUUUAUCUCCCAUAGCAUGAAGGACUAAAGUAACCAGAGAUUUCAUAAUCUCUGGCCUGUAACAUUUCUGCUGAAAUAUCUGCUGUUGGUCUAAUGGGGUUUCCUUUAAAGGUGACUAGUCACUCUUCUUUUGUUAAUUAAUUUUUUUUCACUUUGACUUUAGGCAUUCUGAAUAUAAUAUGCUAUGAUGAAGCACUUUAUGCAAUGUAUAUUCCUGAGGAUUGCUGGGCCUCCUGUAACUGGAUGUCUGACUCUCUUGCUAGAUGUGGGAAGUUUUCAUCAAUUAUUUUCUUAAACAGGUUUUCUAAGCUUUUAAAUAAUCUUUCUUUCCCAUCAGGAAUACCAAUAAUUUCUAAUUUCAGUCACUUUAUGUGGUCCCAGACAUCGCAAAGGCUUUGUGCACCCCCUUUUAUUCUUCUUUGUUGUUGUUAUCUUUGUCUUACUGGAUUAUUUCAAAAGACUUAUCUUCAAGUUCUGAGAUUUUUUCAACAGCUUGAUCUAUUCUGUUACUGAAGCUUUCAAAUACAUUUUGUAUUUCCUUCAAUAGAUUUUUUUUAGGUUUAGAAUUUCUGCUUUUGCUUUGUAAGAUACCCAUCUCCUUGAUACAUUUCUCAUUAAUACCCUGAGUUAAUUUUCUAAUUUCUUGAAGCUGGCCCAAGGGUGGAAUGCAGCCCAGUGUUAAACUCUCAAAAUUGUGCCUUGGGCCUGUGAACAGAGACAGCAGAUUUCUUCUCAAGUAAGUAGCAUAGAAAAGAGAGAUCCAAAUAAACACAAUCAUAAAUGAAAAAGGAGACAUUAUUACUGAUACCACAGAGGCACAAAGAUCAUCAGAGACUAUUAUAAAUAACUAUAUGAUCACAAACCAGAAAACCUAGAGGAAACCAAUAAAUUCCUGGAAGCAUACAACCUCCCAAGAUUAAACCAGGAAAAGGAGAACUCUUACACAGACCAAUAAUGAAUAGUGAGAUUGAAAUUGUAAUUUGAAACUCUCCCAACAACAACAAAGCCCAGGACCAGGAGGAUUCACAGUGAAAUUCUACCAAACAUGCAGAAAGAACUACUACCAUUCCUCCUGAAACUUUUUCACAAAAUCCAGGAGAAAGGAGCUCUCCCUAUCUCAUUCUACAAGGCCAGUGUCACCUUAUCCCUGAAGAAUAUAGAUGCAAAGAUCCUCAACAAAAUACUAGCAAAUGGAAUCCAACAGCACAUCAAAAAGAUGGUACACCAUAAUCGAGUGGAUCUUAUCCCAGGGAUUCAAUGAUGGUUCAACAUACACAAAUCAAUAAGUGUGAUAUAUCACAUAAGCAGAAUUAAGGACAAAAAUCAUAGGUCAUUUCAGUAGAUGCAGAGAAAGCAUGUGAUACAAUUUAGCAUUAGUUUAUAAUAAAAAUCCUUAACAAACUAGGCAUAGACGGAAGAUACUUCAACAUAAUAAAGGCAAUAUAUGACAAAUCCCCAGUCAACAUCAUUCUUAAUGGAAAAAAGUUGAAAGCAUUCCCUCUAAAAACUGGAACAAGUCCAAGAUGCCCACUUUCACCACUUCUAUUGACUAUAGUACUGAAAGUUCUUGCCAGGGCAAUUGGGCAAGAAAAAAAUAAAAUAAAAGUCAUCCAAAUUGAAAAAAAGAGGAAGUCAAAUUAUCCCUGUUUGCUGAUUUUAUGAUGUUAUAUUUAGAAAAUUCUAAACACUCCACCAUCAUACUCUUAGAUUUGAUAAAUAAAUUCGUGAAGUUUCAGGGCACAAAAUUAGGAAACAGGAAUUUGUAGCAUUUCUAUACACCAAUAAUGUUCUAGCCUGGGACUAAAUCAUGAAGGCAAUCCCAUUCACAAAGAUACAGAAAAUUGUCCCCAAAAAACACACAAACAAACAAACAAAAAAAACCGAGGAAUAUAUUUAACCAAGAGUGGGAAAACAUCUCAAUAAGGAGCACCACAAAACACUAAUGGAAAAAAUUUUAGAUGUCACAAACAAACAAGGAAACAUCUCAUGCUCACUGAUUAGAAGAAUCAUGAUCAUUGUUAAAAUGAUUAUGCUAUCCAAAGCAAUAUACAGAUUCAAUGCAAUUUCUAUCAAAUUCUAAAAUUCAUAUAUAGAACCUAAAAAGAGCAUGACUAGAUAAAGUAGUCUUAAACAAAAUGAACAAACCCAGACCAGAGGCCUCAUAUUACCUGACUUCAAAUUAUACCAUAAGGCAAUAAUAAUCAAAACAGAAUGGUACUGGUAUAAAAAUAGACACAUAGAUCAAUGGAACAGAAAAAAAAAAAAAACCCAGAAAUAAAACCACAUACCUACAACCAACUAAUCUUCAACAAAGUCAACAAAAAUAUACACAAAGGAAAAGCACCCUAUUCAAUCAAUGGUGCUGAGAAAAUUAUAUAGCCAUAUGUAUAAGAAUGAAGCUGGACUCAUACUUUUCACCAUAUACAGAAAUCAACACAACAUGAAUUAAAGAUCUACAAGUAAGACUUAAAACUAUAAAAGUCCUAGAAGAAAAUGUAGUAAAAACACUUCUGGACAUUGGUGUAGGCAAAGAAUUUAUGAUGAAGAUCACAAAAGUGAACACAACCGAAACAAAAAUAGAGAAGUGGGACUUAAUUAAACUAAAAGGCUUCUGCACAGCAAAGAAGCAGUCAACAGAGUAAGUGACAAGCUACAGGAUGGGAAAAGUAUUUGCAACCUAUGCAUUUGACCAGAAUCUGCAAGGAACUCAAACGGCUCAAUAAGAAACAAAAAAUAACCCCAUUAAAAAGUGGGCAAAUGACAUAAACAGAUAUUUUUAAAAAGAAAACAUGUAAAUGGACAAGAAAAAAAAUGUUCAACGUUACUAAUCAUCAGAGAAAUGCAAAUUAAAACAACAAUGAGAUACCAUUUUACACCAGUCAGAAUGGCCAUAUUAAAAAGUCAAAAGCAACAUAUGUUGGCAAAGAUGUGGAAAAAAAGGAAUGCUUAUACAUUGUUAUAGGACUGCAAAUUAGUGCAACCUCUACAAAAAUAUGAUAUGGAGAUGUUUCAAAUAACUGAAAAUAGAACUAGUAUUCAAUCCAGCAAUUUCCCUACUGGGUAUACACCUAAAGGGAAAGAAAUCAUAUCAAAAAGAUAACUGCAUUUUUAUGUUUGUCAUAGCACUAUUAACAAUAGCAAAGAUAUGGAAUCAACUUUUGUCCAUCAACAGAGCAUUGGAUAAAAAAAGGGACAUACAUAUACCAUGAAAUACUACUCAGUUAUUUUAAAAAAUGGUGUAUAUGUACAACUUUUUUUAUCCAGCUUAUCUUUGUUGGGCAUAUAAGUUGAUUCUAUACCAUUGUUAUUGUGAAUAAUGCUGCAGCGGACAUACAUGUGCAUGUGUCUUUCUAAUAGAGCAAUUUAUAUUCCUUUAGGUAUAUACCCAGUAAUGGGAUUGCUAGGUUGAAUGGUAUUUCAGUUUUUAGGUCUUUGAGAAAUCACCACACUCUGUUCCACAAUGGAUGAACUAAUUUACACUCCCACCAACAGUGUAUAUGCAUUCCUUUUUCUCCACAAACGUCCCAGCAUCUGUUAUUUUUUGACUUUUUAAUAAUAACCAUUCUAACUGGUGUGAGAUGGUAUCUCAUGGUUUUGAUUUGCAUUUCUCUAAUGAUUAGUGAUGUUGAAGUUUUUUUCAUUUGAUUGUUGGUUGAUGUAUGUCUUCUUUUGAAGUGUCUGUUCAUCUCCUUUGUCCACUUUUUAACGAGGUUGAUGUUUUUCCUGUAAAUUUGUUUAACUUUCUUAUAGAUGGAAUACUAUGCAGCCAUAAAAGAGAAUGAGAUGUCCUUUGCAGGAACAUAGAUGGAGCUGGAGGCCAUUAUCCUUAGCAAAGUAACAGAGGAACAAAAAACCAAAUACUGCAUGUUCUCACUUAUAAGUGGGAGCUAAGUGAUGAGAACACAUGGACACAUAAAGAGGAACAACACGCACUGGGGCCUAUUGAAGGGUGAAGGGUGGAGGAAGUAAAGUAUCAGGAAAAACAACUAAUGGAUACUAGGCUUAAUACCUGGGUGAUUAAAUAAUCUGUACAAUAAGCCUGUAUAAUGUUUAUACAAAUUUACCAGUGCAAUGAACCUGCACAUAUACCCCUGAACUUAAAAUAAAAGUUUUUAGAAAACAAGAAUGAUAAAACUUUCUCUGUACUAGCAAGGAAAGAUUCCCAAGACAUACUGUUAAGGACAAAAAGCAAGUUACAAAACAGGUUAUAUAAUGAGCUACCUUUCAUGUACACGCAUAUGAGAGGAGUAAGAACAUGUAUUCACAUUUAUUUUCAUUUACAUAAAGAAACACUGGGCGGAUAUAUAAGAAACUAUUAAGAAAGAUAUAUAAUAAAGAGCAGAGUUUCUACAGGGUAGACCAGCCAGAGGUGGAAAAUAAUACUACUCAACCUGCACCUUUCAGAAUAAUUUUUUCAUGUUUUUAAUUUACCUUUACUACCUAUUUAUUUGGUUCGGGACUCCAUUUCCUUCACUUUGAGACCAAGUAAUCAGGCUUCAGACUUGUUACCUCUGCCUGCCAAAGUCACUAACCUCAUGAUAGACAUAAUUUAGGUUAGAAGAAUAACAAAGUUCUUGCUCAACUGUUUCCUUAGAAAAGAACAAACUGAUAAAACAUGUGGGCCCCUAAAAUAUGAACAUUAUCUGUAAGACUGAGUUAAAAUGUGUUCUAAAAACAUCUUCUAAAAAUGUGAAAACAGCAGAGGUAUGACCAUUUGCUAAAAAAAAAAAAAAAUAUGUUGGGGGGACAAUAUGUUAAAAAAUAUGCACGGAAAA